Molecule: messenger RNA, 939 nt
Organism: Pogona vitticeps (central bearded dragon)
Lineage: Eukaryota; Metazoa; Chordata; Lepidosauria; Squamata; Agamidae
Source: RefSeq, a predicted model, not a curated record
AUGACGAAUCUGCUUGACGUGUCAUUUGGUGAAGCUUUGAAGGAUCAAACAGCGGAACGUAUCUUCAAUGACUAUUCAUGGGAUGAACUUAGUCUUCAUCAUGGUUUAAUGAGCAUGCAUUUUGAUCACAAGUGUGUUGCUGCUAAAUUUGCAGAGCCUAACAUGGAACAGGAAGAGAGAGCAUGGUGUGCUAGUCAUGUCCAGGGAAGAUCAGUAGCUGUGGCAGGACUACCAAGAAUAACUGGAGGAAUCCCCAGUUACGGAGAUGGGGAAUGGCCAUGGCAGGCCAGUCUCCAGCGGGAUAACAUCCAUCGCUGUGGUGCAACGCUAAUCAGUAACACGUGGCUUGUGUCUGCAGCCCAUUGCUUCAGAGAAGCAAAAAAUCCACGUAAAUGGACUGUUACCUUUGGAACAUAUUUACGGCCACCGCUAAUGAUACGGCAUGUCAGGACCAUCAUUGUUCAUGAACAGUACCGGUACCCAGCCCAUGAACAUGACAUUGCUGUUGUACAGCUAGCUAAACAUGUGGAGUUCUCAGGUGUGGUUCAUCAUGUGUGCCUUCCUGAUGCAAUGGAGGUUUUUCCAUACAACAUAGAUGCGGUUGUUACAGGAUGGGGAGCAGUAAGUAAUGAUGGCGAAACCCCUAAUGUUCUUCAGGAAGCAACAGUAAAGCUCAUCGAUUCUGAAACCUGCAAUAGAAAAGAAGUGUACAAUGGGGCCAUAACACCUGGAAUGCUGUGCGCUGGGUACUUGGAAGGAGGCAUAGAUUCCUGCCAGGGUGACUCUGGUGGUCCGCUGGUUACACCUGAUAUAAGAAACAUGUGGUAUCUUGUCGGCAUAGUGAGCUGGGGGGAUGAGUGUGCUAAGCCAAACAAGCCUGGAGUCUACACACGAGUAACUUAUUAUCGAGACUGGAUUACUAAACAUACUGGGCUCUGA